AUGGAUGUCAAGGGGUUAAUUGAAAGCCUCAAGGACGAUCUCACUUGCUCUAUAUGUCUGGGUUACUUCACUGACCCAGUGACUGUCAAAUGUGGCCACAGCUUUUGCACACAGUGUCUUCUCCAGUGCAGGGAGGGAGCUGAUGCCACAUUAACCUGCCCAGAGUGCAGAGGAGUCAUAAGAUCCUGCCAUUUGAUACCCAACAAGGGCCUGCAGAAUCUGUCCAUCACGGGCCAAAUGCUCAGACCUCAUUUACUGCAGAACAUGGUGGCCCUGACAACCUGUGGCCAACAUGGGGAAAAAGAGAAGCUCUUCUGUGAGGAAGACCAGAGACCCCUCUGUGAGUCUUGUUCAUUAGCCCCAGAGCACAAGGAUCAUCAUGUUCUUCCCAUGGACAAGGCUGCUGAAAAGUGGAAGGACAGCCUCCAGGAGACACGGACUGUCUUGCAGAGAAAAGAAGAGAAAUGUAAAGUUGCACUGAACAAAGUGAAAAGGAGAGAGGAAUAUUGUAAGGAGGAUUUACAUGCUCUGAAACAAUCAGUUAUGUCUGAAUAUGAGAAAAUUUACCAGUUCUUCCGGAAUGAAGAAGAUCGACACCUGCUGGAAUUGGAACAGGAAUUCAGAAACAACAUGGCAAAACACAAGACAAACAAGGCCAAACUAUUGCAGCAAAUCCAAAAUCUGCAAAGAAUGAUAUUAGAGGUGGAGGAGAAUUUGGACAAGGCACCCUCAGAAAUGUUCCAGGUUAUGAAAAUCCCAUUGGAAAAUAAUGAGGAGCAGCUACUUCAUGAACUAGAGGUUGAUUGUUCUACCUGGAGCACCUGCCCCAUCACUGGCUUGAGAGAAAUGCUCACAAACUUCCACAGGGAUAUAACUCUGGAUCCUGAAACAGCAGAUCCUCAUUUCAUCUUGUCUGAAGAUUUGAAGCAUGUCGAGUGUAGAGGCGUCCAACAGGAUCUGCCUGACAACCAAGAAAGAUCUGAGGUUGCUUUCAGUGUACUGGGGGCCCAGACCUUUACUUCAGGCCAACACUACUGGGAAGUGGAGUUGGCUGAUAAUACAGAGUGGGAAGUGGGUGUCUGUAAAGAUUCAGUCAGCCAAAAUGGGAACCUCUCCAUGUUACUUGAGGAUGUGACUGCCCUAGCAGGUUACAGAUCUGCAGAUGAUUUCUUCAUCUGGAAAUUACAAAGUGGCUGCUUUCUGAGUAAGCCAAUAGAUAAGAUGGGCAUUUUUCUUGAUUGUGACAAGGGACAUAUAGCAUUUUACAAUGUCCUAGAAGAAACCCUUAUCUACAGUCCCCCAGAAACCAGCUUUCAGGGGACUCUGCGCCCUUACUUUGCUAUUUGUCCUCAUAAUCAAGAAGGAACUCCUGCAUCACUCAGUAUAUGUCCCAGAAUUAAUAAGUGA
Molecule: messenger RNA, 1407 nt
Organism: Dromiciops gliroides (monito del monte)
Lineage: Eukaryota; Metazoa; Chordata; Mammalia; Microbiotheria; Microbiotheriidae
Product: probable E3 ubiquitin-protein ligase TRIML1
Exons: 1
Coding region: 1-1407 (468 amino acids)
Molecular function (GO): zinc ion binding; protein binding
Source: RefSeq, a predicted model, not a curated record